Hibiscus syriacus is the source of this 845-nucleotide messenger RNA. RefSeq names its product transcription factor HEC2-like. The record is from RefSeq and is a predicted model, not a curated record. Gene Ontology annotation, biological process: regulation of DNA-templated transcription. The coding region runs from base 12 to 845 and encodes 277 amino acids. NCBI's taxonomy places the organism in Eukaryota, Viridiplantae, Streptophyta, Magnoliopsida, Malvales, Malvaceae. Gene Ontology annotation, molecular function: DNA-binding transcription factor activity; protein dimerization activity. The transcript is spliced from 2 exons.
GAUUUGUAACAAUGGCCAUGGAAGUUGAGCAGUUGAAGUCUGCAGCGGAAGAUCAGAUGGAAAUGGUGAUGGUGAUGAUGAUGCAGCAGAUGGAAAAGCUCCCUGAAUUCUACGGGGCCUACAACGACGUCGUUGGAUUGCCUCAAGCUGAGCCUGAUCAUGCCGGCAAUAGUCCUUCCAGUGAUAGCAUCAAUGGCAUGCCACAUUUUGUUCAAAACCCAACCGUUGGUUCACCCGGUGCAUUCACAAACCUGCCAACUACACCACCCACUAUUCCAUUCAAUGGUUCAACCCCGGUUCAAGAACGAGGAGGCCCGGGUUUCUCUUUUACCCAAGCAGGUGCAAAUUAUGCGUAUCCCACAUCAUCCGGGGAGAAGAAUUCAGUGGCAGCAAUGAGGGAGGUGAUAUUCCGAAUAGCAGCAAUGCAGCCUAUACAUAUAGACCCUGAAUCGGUCAAGCCGCCGAAGAGGAGGAACGUGAGGAUAUCAAAGGACCCCCAAAGUGUGGCGGCGAGGUACCGGAGGGAGAGGAUAAGGAUACUUCAAAGACUCGUCACCGGAGGAACCAAAAUGGACACUGCUUCCAUGUUAGAUGAGGCCAUUCACUAUGUCAAGUUUCUGAAGACUCAGGUGCAGUCACUGGAGAGAGCUGCCAUUAACAGGUCAACCGGGAUAGGGUUCCCUGUACCAAUGUCAAAUGGGAGUUUUCUUCCAAUGGGAAAGCCAUAUCAGCCUACUCAAAGCCUUCAGGAAUUUGGAGAUGCUUGGCUAAGCAUAAAUUCAGAUUAUUGGCAACGUAAUCCAGGUUGUAUUGCUAUAUCAGAUGGCCUAACUGCUUUAGAUUAA